CCCUCCACCUUUGUCCUCAGCUCUACUCCAAGAGCAUCAACCUAAAACCCACGCGAUCCAACACCCCCUAGAGAAAAACAAAAACAAAAAGAUUAUAGUUUCUGGUUUGAGUAUCAAUCGAUGGUGGGCUUCGCUAAGAUCGCCAUGGAGUGGAUCCAAGAUCCACUGAGCUGGCUGUUCAUCGCCUCCGUGGUUUUCGUGGUUCUGCAGCGGCGGCGGCGGGGCAACGUGGCGCCGUUUCCCCCGGGCCCGAAACCGCUGCCGAUCGUCGGCAACAUGUCGAUGAUGGACCAGCUCACCCACCGUGGCCUGGCGGCGCUAGCGAAGGAGUACGGCGGCCUUCUCCACAUCCGGCUCGGUAAGCUCCACACCUUUGCCGUGUCGACGCCAGAGUAUGCCCGGGAGGUGCUGCAGGUGCAGGACGGUGCCUUCUCGAACCGUCCCGCGACCAUCGCCAUCGCGUACCUCACCUACGACCGAGCCGACAUGGCGUUCGCGCACUACGGGCCCUUCUGGCGCCAGAUGCGCAAGCUGUGCGUGAUGAAGCUCUUCAGCCGGCGCCGCCCGGAGACGUGGCUCGCCGUGCGCGACGAGUCCGCGGCUCUCGUCCGCGCCGUGGCCAGGCGGACCGGCGAGUCCGUGGACCUCGGCGAGCUCAUUUUUAAACUCACCAAGAAUGUCAUCUUCCGCGCCGCGUUCGGCGCUGGUGCGGUCGCCGCCGACGCCGAGGAGGGCGACGGAGCAGGGAAGCAGGACGAGUUCAUCGCCAUCCUCCAGGAGUUCUCCAAGCUCUUCGGCGCCUUCAACAUCGGAGACUUCAUCCCGUGGCUGAGCUGGGCGGACCCGCAGGGCAUCAACGUGCGCCUCCGCGCCGCGCGCAACGCCCUCGACGAGUUCAUCGACAAGAUCAUCGACGAGCACAUGGAGAGGGGCAAGAAUCCCGAUGAUGCCGAUGCCGACAUGGUGGACGACAUGCUCGCGUUCCUCCCGGAGGCGAAGCCGAAGAAGGGCGCCGCCGGCGACGGCGUGGACGACCUGCAGAACACGCUCCGCCUCACCCGCGACAACAUCAAGGCCAUUAUCAUGGACGUGAUGUUUGGCGGGACGGAGACGGUGGCGUCGGCGAUCGAGUGGGCGAUGGCGGAGAUGAUGCACAGCCCCGACGACCUCCGCCGCCUGCAGCAGGAGCUCGUCGACGUGGUGGGGCUCGACCGGAACGUGGACGAGUCGGACCUCGACAAGCUCCCCUUCCUCAAGUGCGUCAUCAAGGAGACGCUCCGGCUGCACCCGCCCAUCCCGCUGCUCCUCCACGAGACCGCCGAGGACUGCGUCGUCGGCGGCUACUCCGUGCCCCGGGGCUCCCGCGUCAUGAUCAACGUCUACGCCAUCGGCCGCGACCGCAGGGCGUGGAAGGACGCCGACGUGUUCCGGCCGUCGCGGUUCGUGCAGGGGGAAGGGGAGGCCGCCGGGCUCGACUUCAAGGGGGGAUGCUUCGAGUUCCUGCCCUUCGGGUCAGGCCGCCGCUCCUGCCCUGGCAUGGCGCUCGGCCUGUACGCGCUGGAGCUCGCCGUGGCGCAGCUCGCGCACGGUUUCAGCUGGGAGCUGCCCGACGGGAUGAAGCCGUCGGAGCUGGACAUGAGCGACGUCUUCGGCCUCACCGCCCCGCGCGCCACCAGGCUCUUCGCCGUGCCCACGCCCCGCCUCGCAUGCACCCAGCUGCUGGGAGCUGACGACGCCGGGCGCCAGGCGUGACGGCCAUUGCUGUGUUAGCAAGCGAUCGAUGGUAUAUGUACCAGCUGGCCGGAAGAUGAAGGUGUUUGAUAUAUUCAGAGGUGAUGGCGGAGGCGCCAUUGGUGGAGCUUGGUGGUUUUAUCUUGCUUUUUUUUUACUAUUUUUCUUAUACUUUGAACUCAAUUAAGUCUGGUGACAACAGAACACAAUAAGCGGAUUAUCAUGCUUGCUGGAUGCAUGCUUGGAUACAGUGUUAAGCAUGAUGUGUUCUACCAUGAAGAACGCAAAUUGUAAAAACAAGUUUUUAGACCUGCUGCACCGAGAUUCUGUAUUUUCUUCC
Lolium perenne is the source of this 2071-nucleotide messenger RNA. Its product is annotated as cytochrome P450 84A1. The record is from RefSeq and is a predicted model, not a curated record. Lineage: Eukaryota; Viridiplantae; Streptophyta; Magnoliopsida; Poales; Poaceae. Gene Ontology annotation, molecular function: iron ion binding; heme binding; monooxygenase activity.